Messenger RNA from Epinephelus lanceolatus (giant grouper), 913 nucleotides. RefSeq names its product glutathione S-transferase theta 1a (gene gstt1a). Gene Ontology annotation, molecular function: glutathione transferase activity. Gene Ontology annotation, biological process: glutathione metabolic process. Lineage: Eukaryota; Metazoa; Chordata; Actinopteri; Perciformes; Serranidae. Gene Ontology annotation, cellular component: cytoplasm. The record is from RefSeq and is a predicted model, not a curated record.
AGGCGCUGCAGGAGAGGACUGAAAUCACAGCAGCCUUCGGACUCUGACAGGAUGGAGCUCUAUCUGGACCUGCACUCCCAGCCCUGCCGCUCUGUCUUCCUGUUUGCCAAAGCAGUCGGGAUUCCCUUUGAGUUUAAACAUGUGGACCUCAGUACAGGGCAGCAGUACAGCGAGGAGUUUGGAAAACUGAGCAUCGUGAGGAAGGUUCCUGUCAUGAAGGAUGGAAGCUUCGUGCUGACUGAAAGCACUGCGAUCCUAAAGUACAUGGUGCAGAAACACUCAUCGUCAGUGGCGGAUCACUGGUUUCCAGCCGACCUGCAGCAGCGAGCUCGUGUUAAUGAAUACCUGUCCUGGCAGCACAUGAACCUCCGAGCUCACGGCUCAAAGGUCUUCCUGCUCAGGGCUUUCUUUCCUCUCAUCAUGGGCUCCGAGGUCCCGAAGGAGAAGAUGGACGCAGCUGUCGAGGAUCUGAAUCAGUCGCUGAAAUUGCUGGAGGAGAAAUUCCUGCAGAACAAACCGUUCAUCAUCGGCGACAAAAUCUCUCUGGCUGAUCUGGUGGCAAUAGUUGAGAUUAUGCAGCCUGUUGGAACCGGCAUGGACGUGUUUGCAGGCCGCCCGAAGCUGAUCGCUUGGAGAGUCCGAGUGAAGAAGGCGAUCGGUGAAAAGCUGUUUGACGAAGGUCACGAGGUGAUCAUGAAGGUUGGCAGCAUGCCGCAGAAGAUGCAAAACAGCAGCGAGCUGGAGAUGCUCAAACCAAAGUUUAGGAAGCUUUUCAACUAAAGACGUUCCUGUAUUCAAACACGACUGCCACUGAUGUGAAAAAAAAUGAUCUGGUUUUAUGUUGGUUUUUAUCAGCAGAAGUCCUGUGCAGGUUUGACCAGCUCCCAGGUAUUAAACUGUUUGUGAAAGCCGA